CACAGUCCGUGUGUUGCCGGGCUGUUCUCCCACAGUAGCGAUGGUGGGUAUGAGUGUGCUCAGGUCUGCUGCUGCUUUUGCAGCCAGACUGAGUCCUCUGAAAUCUGGAAAUACUGCGGCAAAUUUACUCACUCGAGCCAUCCCGCGGACAGAUAAAGUGGCCGUCCGUUGGGGUCAUGGCAAGAAAAUGUUUGUCAUCAAACCCUCUGACUACUAUGACAGGAGAUUUCUGCGCUUAUUGCAAUAUUACAUCCUGCUGACAGGCAUUCCUGUGGCUGUCAUUGUGACAUGUGUGAAUGUCUUCAUCGGUGAGGCAGAGCUGGCUGAAAUUCCUGAAGGGUAUGAACCUGAGUACUGGGAGUACUACAAGCACCCCAUCACCAGGUGGAUUGCACGGAACAUUUGUGAUUCUCCAGUGAAAGACUAUGAGAAGAUGCUGGCAGUAAUUCAAAUAGAGAAAGAGAAGGCAGACAUGAGAAAGGCACAGCUGGAGGUGCGUCGACAUAUGAGACACAAGGGCGAUGGCCCCUGGUUCCAGGUGUCGACCCUUGACAAGGAGCUGAUUGACAACAGCCCCAAGUCAUCACCUGACCAUUAAUGCAGAUGUGUCUGCCGUCAGUACAUCAUGCAGAUGAAUCUCACUGUUUGUAAAUGUUUUCCCUUUCUGCGUAAAUAAAGUAUCUGUAUGUAC
Toxotes jaculatrix (banded archerfish) is the source of this 691-nucleotide messenger RNA. It is a transcript of the gene ndufb5, whose product is annotated as NADH:ubiquinone oxidoreductase subunit B5. The coding region runs from base 41 to 598 and encodes 185 amino acids. The transcript is spliced from 6 exons. Lineage: Eukaryota; Metazoa; Chordata; Actinopteri; Toxotidae. The record is from RefSeq and is a predicted model, not a curated record.